Molecule: messenger RNA, 2159 nt
Organism: Stylophora pistillata
Lineage: Eukaryota; Metazoa; Cnidaria; Anthozoa; Scleractinia; Pocilloporidae
Source: RefSeq, a predicted model, not a curated record
GCACAUUCCUGUCUUAGCGAUUUUUGAAGUAGACAUACCUAGCUGGUUGCAGCAGAGUGGGAGAGUGGCUUGGGCUCGAUACAACUCUUUUGUGUGACAUCUUGGCUUCGUUUGAACAAGUAUUUUCACAUUUGCGCGUUGCGACUAAAAUUACCUCGAGAGUAUCCUCAGAAAAUGGUAGAAGCGGAACCUUGGGUAAUAGGACUCGUGGCAGGAUUGGCAGCGUUGAUUUUGGUCCUUAUUUGCAUUCUCGCUAUCUUUUGCGUUUUAUGGGCCAGGAAAGAUAGCCAAAGGAGACGUGAUGAGCGUGAGGAGCAACGCCGGCAGCGCCUAGCGGCUCUCGCCAGUAGAAAUAGUGACUUCAUGGGGAUUCAGUCUAAUUCUGCGUCUAUGGCAUCCUCCAACAACAACACCAAUUGGGUUCUAAAAGAAAAACCGCACGACUUAUUGAGUUCGCCGCCUUCUUUGACAAGAGCAGCUGGGAAUGAGCCUUUUAUAGUCGGCAAAUCAAUGGUGAAAUAUUCUAACGAACUUGACAGAUCAAAUAGCCUUCGACCAGGAACUCCGCAAAGAUAUGUCAGCCACAAUGAAGCUGAGCAGAGAAUGGUAAGGUUAGGAAUGAUUCCACCAAGACGCGACGAGUUCAACGGACAUUUCCCAGCAGGUUAUUACACGGAGCCUGGCCGAGGCAAGUCACAGAAAGGGAGGUCAAAAUCCCUAGAUAUAGAUGAAAGCAUAAGAUACCGCUUGGAAGUGCCACAAGGGGUGACAAUGCCCAGACCCGUUGGUUACGUUAAUGGAAACAUCCCUCCCGGUUAUCUCACUGAGCCUGGAAGGGCCAAGUCGCCUGCGGGUAAAGGUAAAGGUGGAAAGAGAGGGUCUAGAGAGCUUGAAAAACAGCGUUUUAGACAUAACAGUGAAGUAUUAGUACCUGUGAGUGAGGAGGUCCAGUUGUGGCCCUUGGAACAGAGCCAACCCUCAUUUACACUUCCAGAGGAAGAUUACAACACAACGGGAGCCACAUGGUAUCUUUCUCAAACCAAUGAUGCACAGGGCUUAUCCAGUGCAAGGUCAGAAGGUUCCCUCUAUCCACAUUCGUCAUCUCAGAACUAUCCAAGACACGGUCCACAAACGAAUAACACUCAGAACGUAAAUGGGAUGAUUGUGUCUGGGUCAAUACCACCAGAUGUUCCGCCACCCACUUCGCCAGCGCUGAUGGAGCAAUAUUAUGACGCUCAAGACACUACAAGAAUCAAGCGAGUAAAACGUGUCGGUGUACCGACUCUGCCAAAUUAAAGAGUCCUCAAUGCGUGUGCACGAACAUCUUAAACAUUAACUUGACAUCAACUUUAAAGGUUGUGCUUCGGAAACUCGGUUCGCUUCUCAGCUCAGCUUGACAAUGCAGGAGUUAUCUUUUGUAGCGGAUGGUCGCGUGGAAAAUGGAAUAAACUUUAGGAAGUACUGGUGCAAGCUCAGUCCCUAAUUGUGGCGGACUAUAUGUUGUAUAUGCCGAUAUUAUGCUGGUAACCUUUCAGUGGAUGUAGAGGCAAGAUAGUGGAUGAUGGAUUUGAUCUCUCGACAUUUUUUUUUUUACUUUAAUCACUCAAACACGCUCCUACUCAGCCAUCUUUAGUCCUUCAUCUCCUUCGAAAGUUUUGCUUAAUUUUGGCUGAGUCGACUCACGAUAAUGAUUGUACUGUUCUUUACUUGAUGCGUCACAGAGCAGAGCAAAUGUAAUUGUAUAUCACAUGGAUAUAAACUAUUCGUUCUUUUUAAAAAUCUAAAAAGGUAAAGUUUAACGAGUUUUUUUCCAGGAUGACUGAAGCCAUCUUUAAUCAAAAGUCAUGUGGCUGCUCAUUUCUUGCGGCAGUGGCAAUGGUGGAAUGAGUAGAAAUUCCACAAACGCGCGUCAAUCUUGAGUAAAAAUCAGUGAAAGAUUAAGCUCGCGAAGAUUAUAUAAAAAGUGUUCCCCUCCGAAAACACUUGGUGAAUGCUCUCUCAUGGCGAUUUGCAAUUGCAGAAGGAAUUAAUACUUGCCGGUUUCGUCUCAUUAAGCUUGUUUUUAAGUGUUUUGCUACGUUCUUUAAAUAUAAAAUAGGAAGAGAAAUAUCAAAACAAUUUAUUAACAUAAUCAGAGUUGUUUAUAUGUAAAAAUACGC